Messenger RNA from Ciona intestinalis (vase tunicate), 3115 nucleotides. Its product is annotated as transmembrane protein 272. NCBI's taxonomy places the organism in Eukaryota, Metazoa, Chordata, Ascidiacea, Phlebobranchia, Cionidae. The record is from RefSeq and is a predicted model, not a curated record.
AUUUUAAUAAGGCUUAGUGUUUUUUGUAUAGCUUCAUACUGAUCUAUAAACUCGCAAUAUGGCUGCGUCUACGAGCAAAGAAGAUGAUUUUGCGAAGUAUAUGGCAGAAGUAAAACAAAUCGAGAAAGCCGACGCAGUUUUGACGUCCGAGCAGCAAGUCACAAGGCUUAAUAGGCCUGGCUCGAAAUACUUUAACUUAAAUCCAUUUGAUGUUUUACAAAUUAUGCCCGAUACACCAAUGGAUGAAGUGAAAAAGAAGUAUAGGAAGCUCUCAAUUCUGGUGCAUCCUGAUAAGAAUCCCGGGAAUCAGGAAAACGCACAAAAAGCGUUUGACGCCGUUAAAAAGUCAUGGGAACUUUUGAACAAUGAGAAAGAACGAACGGAAUGUAUGGGGAUAGUGGAAGAUGCGAAAAAUCGGCUAGAAGGAAAACUAAAACUGAAGAGGAAAAAGUUGAAAAAGGAUGGGGCUAGUAGCACCGAGAUUGCGGAAGAUGACUCUGUUGUUUAUGCCAUGGAACUGCACAAAGAAACAUGCAAACUAUUUGCUGAUCUUGCGCUUGUAAGAAAAGAAAUGGAAAUGCGUGAAAUGAAUGAAAGAAAACGGCAAAGACAGCAAGAAAUUGAGGCAGAAGAGAAACAAAGCCUUCAGAAGGAAUGGAAUAAAAACUAUGAAGAAAGCAGGGAAGGAAGAGUAAGCAGUUGGCAGGACUUCAAAGGCGGUAAAAAGUCUGGUAAAAAAAGAAAAGCUGCUAAAACUGUGGCUGGUUUUAGGCCCCCCAAAGUUAGAAUGGAACAACGGUGAUAAACGAACACAAUGGUCAUACUUAAUGAAAGUUUUGCUUUGACAAAGCUGUAAAAUUCUCAUGAGUUAUUGUUUUGAAUGACUCAUAGGAUUUUGCAAUCUAUUCUAUAGUUCCAUGAACGUUUAAUGGUUUAUUUAAAGAAUAAUUGCCACUAAUAAGUAAUAACAUUAUUUUACAUACUGGGUAUGUAUGUAUGUAUGUUAUAUUUCUCUAAAAAUUAUUUUGAUUUACCUAAAUUAAUACUUGAUUGGGUGACAUUUUUAUUGCACUCUAUUGUGAAGCCUACACAGCAAAAUUGCUAAUAAUGGAUAUGACUCAUUAUGUUUACAGCAGGAUCAUACUCGCUUAAACCUUCAGCAAAUUUAUACUUUAUUAGGAGCUGGUUUCAAUGAAACAUUUUUUUCUGUUUAUGGCAUGUCUGAAACAGGUCUAAAUGUUAAUAAGAAUCUUUUUUUUAUUUUAUUUUAGAUAAUUGUUUAGGGUUUCCUUACCCCUUUUUUUCUUGAUCAAAAUUAUGAGUGAUAGCAGUAGAAAAUACGGUAGCAUGAGCGAACCACCUGCACCAGAGUAUGCAGAGAAUGAUCCAAGCGAACCCGCACCUCCAACUUAUACAGAAACACAGAAUGAAGCGCCUCCCCCGACAUAUGAGUCUUUAUAUGGACAGAUUGAAGAGGCACGCAGAAGCUCAACCACAAGGGGCGGAUUCCUGAAAAGUGUCUGCAAGAUUUUGUUCAGUACUGUUGGCUUUAUUGUUUUGCUUGGUAUAUUUCUCUCUGUUCCAAUUUCAAUGAUAGUGGUUGGUGCGAUUAAUUUGCAAAACUGUCCGCUGGAACGUUUUAUUCCAAUCUGGCUAAUUGUUGGUGGAUCAGUUGGUGCUCUCAUGCAAAUAACAUCCAUGUUUGAAAGAAUUCAAAAAUAUAGAAACCCCGAACGGGAGGAUGAACAGGCACAGAAAUAUUCUGGAAGUUGCUUAGGUUGUUUUAAUCUGGCCUGGUUUAUAGCUGGAAAUGUUUGGGUGUACAGAAACAUUCAUCCCAAUACCAAUCCACUAAUUCAACCAUACUGUGAUUACACAACAUACUACUUCUCCUUCUGGCUUAUUACAGUGGUUUAUAUAUUGGUUGGCCUUGCCUGCUGCUGUUCCUGUUGUGUGGCAAUGUGCGGGGCAUCAGGGAAACCACAGAAUGAUGAGGUUUAAAGAAUGUUAUGCACAAGAAGAUGAAAGCUUUAUUCUGUAUUGUAGGUCCUUGCAUUUCUUUCUACAUUGCACCCUUUUGUUUAUUCCAGAUGUUCCCAUACAUAACAUAACUAGAUCAGGAUUCACUCUUUCAUUUCAUACUUCCAUAGCUUGUAACAUAAUAUUGUCUAUUUAAAAUCAAUUCAAACAUGAAAGCCUAGGCUUUGUUUAUUUUGUUACUAAGCCUUAUUUUCUAUUUUGACUAUUACGGUUGACUUCAGAUUUUGAACUUCCUAUUCUGAUAGCUCUAUUUAACCAUUUGCACCUUAUACCUUUAGUACAGCUAAGGUCCAGCUCUGUAUGUACUGCAUUGAUAUUUUGACUGAACCUUAUCUCGUGUUCCACAGGUCACAACACAUACCAAUCUAACUAAAGCUUAUGCACUUGUUGCAGGCAUAAAGUGAUUUUCAUAAACUAGCAUCCGUAGCAUGUCAUCUGUAACCCAAGUGCCAUUUACGCUGUAGUAAAUAAUCUUGUAAUUAAUUAAUAAUGUAGUAUAAUAUAUAUUUAUAUUUAUGUUACUAAAGGCUCACUGUACAUACAUUAUUUCCUUAUACCAAUUUAGCCUAGUGCUAUUUAAAAUAUUGAAUAAGUGUGCUAUUUCACCAUUACUUCUACUUCAUAAGUGUAUUUGGUCAGUGCUUCUCAACCCAUUAGUGGUCAGUUAAUUAGUUUGGGUCUCCCUUUAGUAGUUUUUAUUGUUAACCUUAAACUUUUAUUGUUAACCUUAAACUUUUUAUUACAAAUUGUAAUAGUUUAAAAAUUAGGUUUGCUACUAAUUCAAGCCUAACAUCUGGUUUGUUGCAAAAAAGGUUGAGAAGCACUGAAUUAUAUGACACUCAAGGACACAUUUCAUUUUGUUACGAAUUGGCUGCAUUGUUUUUUUAAUUUUCUGAAUUCUUAGCCAGCUUUUUUUUCCUUUUUCACCUUCAAUACUCAAGUCUUCAUGCUUUUUCUUCAAGAGAUUUCAAACUUUGAGUGCAGCUUACAUUCCAUUGGCAUUGUAUUUAAUAUAUUUAAACUGUAAUCAUUGUAUAUUAUAUAAUUUUUCUCAAUGUAAUCUAGAAUGAAAUGA